This is a messenger RNA of Aspergillus calidoustus, 1263 nucleotides long. Lineage: Eukaryota; Fungi; Ascomycota; Eurotiomycetes; Eurotiales; Aspergillaceae. The record is from the annotation of a GenBank genome assembly.
UGAUCAAAUACUUUGCCCACAUUUGCUAAUCCCAUCAUCCUAUCUAUCUAUAUAGGUUCACAACCCUACAGCGGAUGAGACAAUCCACAAGCAACUCCAACUCUACCUUCCCCGGACAAUGGCACCCAGCCACGAGUACAACAAUGCCAUCUACAGCAGAGCCUUCACCUUUACUAUCACUGUCACCACAGUCUGAAACUGUCCCGCGAUUCUACGGCAUGCCUCCCGAAUCCACAGGUGGAAAUCUCACCACCAGCUCGCAUCGCCACCACCACCACCAUCCGCACCAGCAAUGUUCCGUCUCCACCAUAGCCAGUUCAGAAUUAGAGCACGAAGAUCUUCAUCUGGGGAGCAUGCUCAUUUCAGGCGCCCACAGCACCGGCGAAGAGCUUUCAGCGAACAAAACCAGCUCCUCUUCUUCUUCAUACCUGGGACCGAGCGGAAGCACUCCUCCGGAAAUGCUUGGAGAGAUGGGCACAGAGCCCAACUCAGUCUCCCUAGAGUCUUGGGUGGAUUACGUGAUGGGGACCGGGCUGCUCGACGACGACUGCUCUCCACCGGCGCGCUGCGAUGUUGAUAGUAGCCGUAUGGACACGGCUCGGAGUAGUGAAGAAGGCGAGAUGCAACUUGACGCUCCUCCCCCUCCUCGUCUUUCUCUUCCUCCUCUUUCUCCUUCUACCACUGCCACCACCACAGACCCACGGCUCACACUCGACUCGUUACAAGCAAAUCUCGAAUGGAACUGGAACCAAAUCCAAGACCAAAUCCCCGACAUGGAUAUGGAACUGACCCCGACGCGGCCGCCGGAUCGGCGGGAAAUUAUCAGGAAGAGCAGGAGGACUAUGAUCCUGCAGCAGAUGCAGCCGGAGCAGAUCUCGCGCGUCAUGGAGUUUCUGCUCUCGUGGAACAUGCCCAUUGACGUUAAGAUUGUGAACCAGGAGUGAUGAUGGGGAAGGGGGGUGGGGGGUUUCUCCCCUUGAUGGGGAUCGUGGAGUACAUAGAAUGAGUGUGAUGUGCGAAUACAUGUACCUGUGAUGUAGACAAAUUGAAGUAGAGGGGCGGGCGUUUUGGGUAAGGCUUUUGAUGAUUUGGUGGGAGUCUGCAGUUAUGGCGGGUGUAUAAGAAUCCGACUGGUGGAAACCGUACGACACAGAUCGACAUGUAGCGAAGUUAAUAAACAGACAGAAAGAGAAAAAAAAGACUCUUGUUGUUAUACAAUGGGGAGUCACCCUUAAGCCCGAUCCAAGAGCUUUUGAUCCCAAC